GGGGCGCUUGAUAUCAGUUGGAUGUGUGUGAACUGAUGAUCAGCCAGUGACAGUGUAGCGGAAGUGUCGGUAAGAGUCCGCGUUGUGAAAGACUCGUCUCAGUACGGUAACUUGGCCAUGUGGACUCCGCCCUGCGUGUGAGAGCAUGUUGUCGGCCCGUAUCUACUGUUCGCCUGGCUGUCGGCUUAGUUCGGGCGGACGGACACAAAGCGGGACGCGCCGGGCAGGUUUUGGAGCGCACCCAGCAAAGCGCAGCGCGCUUCGGAAAGGCAGACUCCGUCCUCCCGCAGGAGUUUCCGCUCCGCUGCUGCUGCUGGCCGCCGCUCCGCUGCGCUGCUCGGAGACAUGCCCGGAUUUGAAAGCGGCGGCGGCGGGUUUGAGUCGAUCAGCUGAGCGGCACAUUUACGACACCGGCACGGUUUGCGGCCACAGCUGACGCGGUGCGCGUGGAGGCGGAAGCGGAGCGAGUCAGCCUGCGCAUCAGCCGAGCAGCCGAGCUUUGCAGAAUGAUCAAACUGAGCCCUGACUGACUAUCUGCGAGAAGACAUGAGCCGUAAAGACAAGGAGUUGCGGAUACACUUCAGUCCAGGUCACGUAGAGCUGGUGGAGGAGGAUGUGUGUGUCCCCAGUCGCAGGGUCGUGGUGACAGGUGCCACAGGUCUGCUGGGCCGGGCCGUGCUCAGAGAGUUCCAGAACAAUGACUGGUGGGUUCUGGGUACUGGAUACCGGCGUGCACGUCCACGCCACCUCCGCUGUGACCUGCUGGACGAGGAGGCUGUCAGGAGCUUCAUCCAAGACUACAAGCCUGAUGUGAUCGUGCACUGUGCAGCAGAGCGGAGACCAGAUGUGGUGGAGCGACACACAGAGGCAGCUGUUCAUCUGAACGUGCACGCCACCGCCACGGUUGCCAAAGAAGCAGCAAGUAGCGGUGCAUUUCUGAUCUACAUCAGCUCUGACUAUGUGUUUGAUGGACGGAGCCCCCCCCAUGGUGAGGACGACGCCCCAAAUCCCCUGAACAUCUACGGCCGAAGCAAACUGGAAGGAGAGAGAGAGACCCUCCGCCACUGUCCAAGAGCUGUGGUGCUGCGGGUACCGGUGCUGUAUGGGGAGGUAGAGUGUGUGGCGGAGAGUGCAGUGACAGCGUUGUGGAGUCGCGUCCAGCAGGGGGAGAUGGAGAGCUGCACGCUGGACCACUGGCAGCAGAGAUUCCCUACUGACACCCGAGACGUGGCCACCGUCUGCAGGAAAAUAGCUGAGAGAGGACUGCAGGAUCCCUCUAUCCGUGGAAUCUUUCAUUUUUCAGCAAAAGAACAGAUGACCAAAUAUGAGAUGGCUGUGGCGAUGGCCCAGGCCUUCAACCUGCCCUCUGCUCACCUCAUACCGCUGACGGAGCAGCCAGGGGGCGCCUUGCGUCCAGAGAAUCCUCAGCUGGAAUGUUCCAGGCUGGAGAUGUUGGGUCUGAGCGUCGAGCCGCGACCGUUCAGGUUGGCCAUCACUCAGAGUCUGUGGCCAUUUCUGCCAGACAAGCGCUGGAGACAGACUGUCUUUCACUGACUGACUGACACACAGGCACACAGACUGUCUUUCACUGACUGACUGACUGAUACAGAGAGACAGACUGUCUUUCACUGACUGACUGAGUGACACACAGAGACACUGUCUUUCACUGACUGACUGACUGACACACAGACUGUCUUUCACUGACUGACUGACUGACUGACUGAUACAGAGACAGACUGUCUUUCACUGACUGACUGACACACAGACACACAGACUGUCUUUCACUGACUGACUGACUGAUACAGAGAGACAGACUGUCUUUCACUGACUGACUGAGUGACACACAGAGACACUGUCUUUCACUGACUGACACACAGACACACAGACUGUCUUUCACUGACUGACUGACUGACUGAUACAGAGACAGACUGUCUUUCACUGACUGACUGACACACAGACACACAGACUGUCUUUCACUGACUGACUGACUGACUGACUGAUACAGAGAGACAGACUGUCUUUCACUGACUGACUGACACACAGACUGUCUUUCACUGACUGACUGACUGAUACAGAGAGACAGACUGUCUUUCACUGACUGACUGAGUGACACACAGAGACACUGUCUUUCACUGACCGACUGGCACAGAGAGACAGACCGUCUUUCACUGACUGACUGACACACAGAGACAGUCUGUCUUUCACUGACUGACUGACUCACAGAGACAGACUGUCUUUCACUGACCGACUGAUACAGAGAGACAGACUGUCUUUCACUGACUGACACACACAGACAGACACAGAGACAGACAGUGUGUUUAGUAUCUAUUCAUAGAUUUGUGUAUGUGUAUUUUAUUUCAGUGGAGUUGAAGCAGUUUCUUCUGCAGGGCAUUCUAUUCUAUUCUAUGUUGUAUUGUAUUCUGUGUGUCCUAUUCUAUUGUUGGACACUGUAUUCCUUCUAUAUUUUACGUUCCAAGUUGUCUAUGCUGUGUUAUUCUGUGUUUUGACUGUAUAUUUAAAAUAUUUCCAUAUGUUCUAUACUGUGCUCUACUGUGAUUUUGCUGGAUACUCUACAGUUCUGUGUAGUAUCUGUCGAGUACUGCAUUCUGUUUUCUAUUCCGUGUAUGAGAUGGCAGCAGCUAGUCUGUACUGUGUUUUGAGGUGUAUGCUGCUGUGGUUCUGCUGGACACACCAUUCAAUCUUGUUUCACUGCAAUAAAGUAAAGAAUGUU
Molecule: messenger RNA, 2731 nt
Organism: Lampris incognitus (smalleye Pacific opah)
Lineage: Eukaryota; Metazoa; Chordata; Actinopteri; Lampriformes; Lampridae
Gene: mat2b
Product: methionine adenosyltransferase 2 non-catalytic beta subunit
Exons: 8
Coding region: 547-1554 (335 amino acids)
Biological process (GO): S-adenosylmethionine biosynthetic process
Cellular component (GO): methionine adenosyltransferase complex
Molecular function (GO): methionine adenosyltransferase regulator activity
Source: RefSeq, a predicted model, not a curated record